AUGACUGGAAGGCUGAGCGGAGUUGCAACAAGAAUAAAAAAAGUUGCCCCAUUAUGUAAAACUAUGCAUUGCCUGAUUCACCGGCAAGCAUUAGCAUCUAAAAACAUGCCUAAAAGUUUAAAAUUAGUUCUUGAUAGUGCUGUAAAAAUCGUAAAUCUAAUCAAAGCCAGACCUCUCAAUUCAAGACUAUUCACAGUAUUAUGUAAUGAAAUGGGCAGUACUCAUAAAUCCCUUCUUCUCCACACAGAGGUAAGGUGGCUUUCACGAGGAAAAGUCCUCACCAGGCUAUUCGAGCUAAGGUCAGAAAUUUUAUUACUUCUGACUGAUAUUGAUGAAGAAAAGUCCAAAUUGUUUUGUGAUGACGAAUGGCCGUCAAGACUAGCUUACAUGGCUGACAUAUUUGAUCGUUUAAAUAUUUUAAAUUUAAGUCUGCAAGGUUCAAACACAAACAUGUUUUAUGCUAGUGAUAAAGUUAAUGCAUUUGUGAGAAAGUUGGAUUUAUUUAUUUCUCAAGUAUCUAAGAAUGAUCUUUCAGCAUUCGAGACACUAAACACAUUUUGGAAAAAUAACGAAAUUCAGCCAAAUUCAAAUAUAAUUACAGACAUUUCGGAACACUUGCAAUUACUAAAAUCCAAUAUUUUACAAUAUUUUCCAGAGGAUAACUCAGAAAUGAAAUGGAUCAUAAACCCUUUCGAAGAUGAUUAUAUUAAAAACAUUCCAGAAGGUAUUUUGGCAAAAGAAUUAUUUAUUGACUUAACCAGUGACUCUACCCUAAAAACCGCUUUCAAAACCAAAAAUAUCACUAAUUUUUGGCUGGACGUGAAACAAGAAUACUCGGCAUUGUCCACACAAGCUUUACAGUUUCUAAUCCCUUUUGUAUCAACAUAUCUGUGUGAAAAUACAUUUUCUCACUUAUUGUACACAAAAAAUAAAUAUAGAAGUAGAUUAAACGUAGAAAAUAAUUUAAGACUUAAAGUUAGCAAUUUGGAGCCCGAUAUUGACGUCAUUGUCCGUUCAAAACAACACCAAUCGUCUCAUUGA
This is a messenger RNA of Macrosiphum euphorbiae (potato aphid), 1041 nucleotides long. NCBI's taxonomy places the organism in Eukaryota, Metazoa, Arthropoda, Insecta, Hemiptera, Aphididae. The record is from the annotation of a GenBank genome assembly.